Mobula hypostoma (lesser devil ray) is the source of this 4937-nucleotide messenger RNA. RefSeq names its product vascular endothelial growth factor C-like. Gene Ontology annotation, molecular function: growth factor activity; chemoattractant activity; vascular endothelial growth factor receptor 3 binding. The transcript has 7 exons. The coding region runs from base 264 to 1553 and encodes 429 amino acids. Gene Ontology annotation, cellular component: membrane. NCBI's taxonomy places the organism in Eukaryota, Metazoa, Chordata, Chondrichthyes, Myliobatiformes, Myliobatidae. The record is from RefSeq and is a predicted model, not a curated record. Gene Ontology annotation, biological process: positive regulation of protein phosphorylation; vascular endothelial growth factor signaling pathway; sprouting angiogenesis.
UUAAAACGACGCACGGGGUGUUAUUUUUUCCAAAACUUCAGGAGCAGACUUCGGAGAUUAUUAUUUGUUUUAUAUAUAUAUUUUAAAAAGCAGCGACAGGGACAUUUUGGCGUUCUUCAGCUGUUCUCUCGUUAUAACCAGCUUUGCAGGAUUUGGAGAAAUUUUAUUCUUUUUCAAAACUGCCUUUUGAAUAGUUUUCAUUUCAGAUAUUGAUGCAUUGUUUAGUUUAAUUAGGGGAGAGGGGAAAAAAUCAAAAAGAAACAAUGUGCCUUUACUUACGCGAGUUUCUGACCCGGAUCUGUCAGAAAUUUGACCGAGUUUGGAGUGUGUCAGGGCUGUUCUUCCUGUUGGUCCUGCUGUUGGGAUCUUGCUCUGCCUACGAGUCCAGCCAGGAUUAUUAUGACCAGUACCAAGAUGAAGUGGAAACCGAGAGCCAGGCCACCAGCGAACUGGAGGACCAGCUGAGGUCUGCAUCUAGCGUCACGGAGUUAAUGGACAUCUUCUACCCGGAGUACAGGAAGAUCCACGAGUGCCUGCAGAGGAAAUCCUCCAUGAUGAAGCAUGCACGGAGAGGGAUUGAAGAAGUGGAAUGGAAGGAGGCAGCGGCGUUUACAGUGUUGUGGAAAGAAGAAGAUUUAAAAAAUAUUGAACUUGAAUGGGAAAAGACUCAGUGUAAGCCUAGAGAAGUGUGCUUGGAUUUGGGGAAAGAGCUUGGGACUGCAACAAACAAGUUCUACAAACCUCCCUGUGUGUCUGUCCACAGAUGUGGAGGCUGCUGCAACAGCGAAGGACUAGAGUGCGUAAACGUCAGCACAUCCUUCGUCAGUAAGACAUUGAUGGAGAUAACAAUACCACAAGUGGGACUUUCCAAGCCAGUGGUGAUCAGCUUCAUCAAUCACACUGCCUGUAACUGCCAGCCCAAGCGAGACAUCUUUGGACAUUCCCACUCCAUUAUCAGACGUUCUUUUCAAGUUUUUCCAAACAGAUGCGUUACGGAGAAUGAAACAUGUCCACAUGGUCUCACGUGGGAUCCCCAUUACUGCAGAUGUGUCACCCCACACGAGCUCUUCAGUUUAGUUGCCAGCAAUUCAGAACCAGAUGACGAUGAGGGUGAAGUGGCUGACUUUUGUGGGCCCUACAUGCUAUUUGAUGAAGAUUCGUGCGGCUGUGUGUGCAUGAACAGGCUGUCAUCGUCAAGCUGUGGCCCCAACAAAGAAUUCGACGAGAGCACCUGCAGAUGUGUCUGUAAUAACGUGCACCACCGAGGCUUGUGCGAACCAGGGAAGGAAUGGGAUGCAGAUGCUUGUGAGUGCGUGUGCAGGAAGAAAUGCCCGAGACAUCAACCCUUGAAUACCGAUAAAUGCACCUGUGAAUGCACAGAGUCAGUAGCUUCAUGCUUUCGCAAAGGAAAGAAGUUUGACCCACAGACAUGCAGGUGCUACAGGUUGCCUUGCAGAACCCAAGUGAGGCAGUGCCACUCAGGCCUUUACUUCAGUCAUUACGUCUGCAGUUGCCUCCCACUAUACAUGAAGGAAUAUCAAACUGAAGACUGAUGCACAAACUGCUUUCGACUUGCCUUGCUUCGUCAAUGAAGAACUUAAUUUUCCAGCCUGCAGCACUUACAAACUAGUUUUAUUUUUUUUUUGGAUUCUACAGUCUAGUAGGUAUGCUGAGCACUGAAAUGUGUCCGAGACAGUGUGAAGAAAGUGGGUAUUGGUCCUUGUUUUAGAAUAAAACAUUCAGCUCAAUUUCAUAAUGCACAAUUGAUUGGUGUGAUUACCAAUAUUAUUACAAAUGCCCAGAUAAAUGUGUUUCCAUUAAUUAAUGUACGUUUCUUGGUACAGAGUGAAUCAGUUGUGGGGAAAAAUAGACUUUUGGUAUUGAUCAGCUGUUGGCAUGAAAUAUAUUGUCUUAUGCAAAACAAUGCUUUUAUUGACACAAGAAGAUUAUGCUACUGGAAAUGAGUCCUAAUGCUUCAGAAAUAGAUAUGAUGUUUUGUAAAUCUUAUAAUAGCUUAAGCAAUAUCAUGAGUUUACCAAUUGUAAGCCAAAAAAAGUUGCAGCCUCGUCUUUUACAAAAGUACAUUUAUAAUCUAAAGUAUAUAAAUUGCGACAUAACUAUUGCUGUUGAGAGAAGUUUUCAAUUUUCCAAGCACACCUUAUAUGCACGUGAAAUGAGCAAAGGAGAAAAAGGCUGUAUAGAAACGGACCGAUAAAUUGAGUUGGUUAAUUUAUCCUACUCAGCAUAUCAUGUGUAAUGUGCAUUUGCAAUUCGCUACUAGGUAUUUAUGCAGUGGAAAUGGGAGAUGCACUUAAAUUAUCAGGGGGUGUAACAAAAUCUAUUAAACUGCUGCAAUUCUCUCUAACAAUUGAAACAAGACCAAUAGCUUAUCUCAAUUUCUUCCUUCAACAGAGAGGAAACUUAAUUAACUUAUGUCUUGAGUCAUUAAUACAUCUAGACAGCCAUGUGUAACAUUUCUCAUUAUAAACAUUCUAAAGGCUAUUUAAAAACCACAUCUAACUUCAAUAUAGAGUGUAGAAGCGUAGAUUCCACAGAUUAGAGAGUUCCACAUCUUCUUUACAAAAUUUCAAGGUGAUCACAGUCUUGUCAUGAAUUAUCAAGCUAUUUAAUAUGGUAGUUGCCCCUUUUGGAAGUAAAUUAUUUUAGUGGUUGUUCUAUAAUUAUAAACUUCACUUUAAAAAAAAGCCAUGGUUCUGUAAAUAUCUAAGAUUGCAUUUUAAUUCCUUAAUGGUUAACAGUCAUGCUAAAUAUAUUUUCCUUUCUUUUCCAAUCUCUCAUUAUCCAUAGAAGCAGCUCUAGGAAGAUGUACAUCAGCUGCAUGGUUGAAACUUCACAAAUUUCCCCUCCCCUGAUCAGAUAUUCUGCCCUUUGGUCAGCAGCUUCCUGACACAAUGUAGUUGAGAUCAAUAACACUGAAAAUCAAUCUUGGGUGUUUCUGGAACAUAAAGCCUAAAGGAAUGUGACCAAUAAAUCUUUAAAAUACUAAUAACUUCAUGUGUGAAGGAUGCUUCUUUUGUGUGGGGUAGGCCAGGAUCAGGCUACAGAGGAAAGUAUUUAGGAGCGAAAUGAGAAAUUAAAAAAAAAUAGAUAUAUAUAGUAUAUUCAGUGUGGUGCAUUUAUGAAAUACCAUGAAAGGGUAUAGGAAGAAAACGCAAAUAUGGUAUUGCGAUAGAUCAGCUGUAAUUUUGUGGACUGGCAAAAUGGGCUCAGAAGGCUGAAUGGCCUUUUCCUGCUCCUAUUUUAUGUUUCCAUCAACGUUGUUUUAGACAUUUAAAUAAAAUCUAGCACAGGAAUCAUUUCAGUUUUGAAUAGGAAGAUUACAUUAAUAAUCUGUAAUGGUCAAGCUUCGCUUCUUACACGUUCCUACUUCAUGUAUUACAUCCUUCCAUUCACUAUAAAACUAAAUUUUAUUAGCUUCUCAAAGGUUUGUGAGUUCCCCAUAUUUACUCAUACACUUUUGAUAUGCCAUAAAAAUGGCUAAAAUGAUACAAACCUGAAACAGUGGAAGUUGUCAGUAAUUGAUAGGCCUGCCACAUUGGAAAUGGUGCCUUCACAGUAACAAGCUCUUGUCUUUGUUCCACAUUACUGUUUUUCCCUCAACCACCCUUCCACCCCCAAAAAAAAUUCUUUGGUGAAGCAAUUUUCCUGUUUCCUUCCAAAAGUUGUUGUUGAAUCUGCUUACAAAACUUUUAUGUUUUGUGUUCCAGAAAAUAACUUGCUGUGUUUUUCUUUUCUUUUGGCAAUUAUCUUAAGCCUGUUCACUCUCGUUACCAAGAUUCCUGCAUUUCUCAUAUAUUUCCAAAUAUUCAUUCUUUCAAGUACAAGAGAUAACAAGUUUACUCAUGUCUUCGGAUUUGAGAGGGUUGCUAUUCUGCAUUGACCUCUAUGGCAACAAUCAUUUCACUUACCUAUUCACAAUGAUAUAGAAAUUGAUAACAAUUAUAUUUAAAACUUUAUGUUAAUUUGGCUUGUCUCAAGCUUCUGAAAGUAUCAGGGAGUCAGAUAUAGGCUGGUAAGGGUUAUUCAGAAAAGUAUCUGGGUAACUAUAAUUUUGUUUUCUUAUGGGAUGAGAGGGACAGUAGGAAGGAAUAAUUGGAAGAAGGGAAUCAAAUUAACAGGGGUCUCAGUCAAGAGUGGGACAGUUUGAAAUCUGUGCUCACUCAUUGAUUAAAAUUUACUGUUUUAAAUGCAGAGUUUUUCUUUUAAGAACAGGAAGAGUUUACUUUUUAAGAGUUCAUUGUGAACAGCUGCACUUAACAGAUCAGGGUGUCCCAAAGUUUAGUUCUGUACUGAGUUACACCUCAGCCUUCCAGAAUAAGGGAUUUGGAUGUGGUUGCUUAUCCUGAUUCAGUCAAUCUUGCAAGGACUAUCUACAGGGCAAAGAUUGGUCUUUGUUCCUGUCAGUUCUCGAGUUCAAUCGUGUCAAACUCACCUGAAGGCUCCCAUGUGAAUAAUGAUUCACUGGGUAAGGCAUAGGAGGCAAGUUGUUCUUGCAGAAUUAUAAUUCAACAAGUUGGCAAGAGAACAGAAUUUUGUUUCAAACCUUCUUUAUAACCAGUGCUUUGUGAUGCCACUCUUUUCUAAUAUCUUAUGACAUGUGAGGAAUAUUUGCAACAGCCGAUUUCAAACUUGUGACCAAUGCUGUCCCAGGGUCAGUAAUAAUUAAUACUGCCUAUUUAGUUUCUGUUAUUAACACAUUAAAAGCAAUCACAAAUUAUUAGCAGCAGCAUUCCAAACGUACAGAUAUAGCAAAAGAAAAUUCCUCCAUGCUCUUGGUUAUACUAUGGGUAAUUAUCUAUACAGAAGCUGUGAACAAUUCUAUUAAACAAAUUUACUUUAUAAAAAACAAAUUGUAUAUUUAUUGCUGGCUCAAUUUAAUUCUGUGUUUUAAUAUGUGUAUUGGAUGUUUUUUUAAC